Molecule: messenger RNA, 1734 nt
Organism: Diaporthe amygdali
Lineage: Eukaryota; Fungi; Ascomycota; Sordariomycetes; Diaporthales; Diaporthaceae
Product: MFS-type transporter YusP
Exons: 3
Coding region: 1-1734 (577 amino acids)
Biological process (GO): transmembrane transport
Molecular function (GO): transmembrane transporter activity
Source: RefSeq, a predicted model, not a curated record
AUGGCAAUGGAGAUGCCACCAAAUGAUCGCAGCGCGGAGCACUCUGAUGAGACGGCCCCUGAGAGGCCUGCACGAGGCUGGCAAUUUUGGGGAAUCAUCGUCUCCAUGCAGCUCAUAUCGAUGCUGUCGGCCUUGGACACCUCUGCCGUCUCAACAGCAAUGCCUUCCAUCCUCGAGGAUCUCGGCAGGAGCGACGGCUGGAUGUGGAUUGCGAAUGCUUACUUUCUCACCAUGACAGCCUUUCAACCACUUUUCGGUCAGGCUUCCAACAUCUACGGCCGUCGAAGUACGACCAUGCUGGCUACCUUUUUGUUUGCUGUCGGCUCGGCCGUCUGUGGUUCGGCUCGGAACUUGGGCGCCCUGAUCGCGGGGCGUGCUAUUCAGGGUGCUGGUGGUGGUGCCAUUAGUAUCCUGAUUGAGAUCAAUGUCGCUGACCUGGUUCCUCUGCGCGAGCGGCCACAGUUUAUGAGCAUCGUUCUCAUUGCAUAUACCGUGGCUGUCUGCAUCGGUCCGGUCGUCGGGGGCGCUCUGGCUCAGCACGCCAGCUGGCGUUGGAUCUUCUACCUCAACCUCCCUGUCUGCGCGGUUGCUCUGGCAGCACUAUUUGUAUUCUUGAGGACCAGAUAUAGAAAGGACACGGUUGGUAACUCACUCAAGCGUGUCGAUCUGGGCGGCAACGCCCUUCUCGUGGCCUCUGUCGUUGCAGUCCUCAUUGCUCUGAUGUGGGGCGGUACCCAGUUCUCUUGGUCGUCCUUCAGAACUGUCGUGCCUUUGGUCCUUGGCCUGGUUGGUAUCGGGGCUUUCAUUUGGCUGGAGUCCACAACCAUAAUUCCCGAACCGACAAUGCCGCUCCGGCUGUUCUCGAAUCGUACAUCGCUGGGUGCGUUUGGAAUUUCGUCGCUUCACGCAAUGCUCACCAAUUUCCUCACCUACUUCCUUCCCAUUUACUUUCAGGGAGUAAGGAGCACAGGUCCGACCCAGUCCGGAGUCAAUUUACUCCCACUUCCGUUUGUCACCAUGCCUUUCGCCAUCCUGGGCGGUUGGGCAACGACUAAGUGGGGCCGAUAUCGUCCCUCCUUUUUUGCUGGAAUGGGACUUCUGGCAAUCUGCUUUGGCCUCCUGUCCCGGCUAAACAAAAAUACUUCGACCGCGUACUGGGCCAGUGUGGAAUGUAUCGGAGCAGCUGGCCUGGGCGCCAUGGUGACGACGACAUGGCCAGCAGUUCAGGCUCCUCUUGAGGAAGUCGACCAAGCUAUUUCCACGGCAGCCUGGGGUUUCGUUCGUAGUUUCGGCGGCGUCUGGGGCGUAGCUAUUCCCGCAGCCACAUUCAACUCCCGUGUCAAUCAGCUGGUGACCAACAUCAGCGAUCCGUCCAUCCGCGAGCAGCUCCUCGACGGUGGGGCUUACGCCCUGGCGUCUAUUGGCGGCGGCACAGGCUCGCAGGGUUGGACCCCCCAACAGCAGGACCAGAUCUCGUCAAUAUACGUGGAAAGCCUAAAGCGCUGCUUUCAGGUCGGUAUUGGGUUCUCACUGCUUGGGUUCCUGAUAAGCUUUAUCAUCAAAGAUGUCCCGCUAAGGGAGCACCUCGAUACUGAAUUUGGACUGGAACACCCUCGCUCAGAGAUCAAACAGCAACCAACAUCGUCAUCGCCCCAUUCUGAGGGCAAAGAACCGAACGAAAAAGUCAGGGCAUCGCAGAAGGACAAGGUUGUUCCAGUCUCGGAUAUUGUGUAA